Salvia miltiorrhiza (redroot sage) is the source of this 1593-nucleotide messenger RNA. RefSeq names its product ferredoxin--NADP reductase, root isozyme, chloroplastic-like. Gene Ontology annotation, molecular function: oxidoreductase activity. NCBI's taxonomy places the organism in Eukaryota, Viridiplantae, Streptophyta, Magnoliopsida, Lamiales, Lamiaceae. Bases 215 to 1348 code for a protein of 377 amino acids. The record is from RefSeq and is a predicted model, not a curated record. The transcript has 5 exons.
UUGGGACACACUCCAUAACUGAAGAGCCAAGAUUAUUGUCCUUUAAUUCACUCCAAAAGCUUUGACCCUCACCCGUCAGCAGCCAUAGUUGAUUACUGAUUAAUUAAUUGUUUAAUCAACAAUUAACGUCAUCUUUAUAUUUCAACUCUCCGCCUCGUUUCAUUAAUUUUCUUGUGCUCUUUUCUACUAUCGAAGCUCUUUGCUUGAUCCGAUCAUGGCUCAUUCUGCUGUUUCUCAAGUCCCAGUUGCGGUCUCCGUCAAUAACGAUGUUUCUCUUCGUAAAUUCGCGUUCAAGAGCAAUCAUGUCUCUUUUCAUGAAAAAUCAUGGACCUCUAGUCUGUCUUUGGACUUCAGAGUCGCGAGCUCUCAGUCGAGGGGUCGACCUGUGGUUUGCAUGUCGGUGCAACAAGCCAGUAAACCUAAGGUGGCAGUUUCACCUUUGAGCUUGGAAGAUGCAAAAGAGCCGCCUCUCCAUUUGUUCAAGAACAAAGAGCCCUAUACCGGAACCAUUGUCUCCGUUGAAAGGCUCGUUGGUCAGAAUGCUCCUGGAGAGACGUGUCACAUUGUCAUCGACCAUGGUGGCAAAGUUCCCUACUGGGAAGGACAGAGUUACGGAAUCAUUCCUCCUGGUGAGAAUCCUAAAAAGCCCGGUAAUCCACACAAUGUACGGUUGUAUUCAAUAGCGUCUACCAGAUAUGGUGACUCGUUUGAUAGCAAGACAGCGAGUUUUUGUGUUCGACGUGCAGUCUAUUAUGAUCCUGAGACUGGAAAAGAAGAUCCCUCGAAGAACGGAGUUUGCAGCAACUUCUUAUGUGAUUCAAAGCCCGGCGACAAGGUUCAGAUCACAGGUCCUUCCGGUAAGAUAAUGCUCCUCCCCGAAGACGACCCAAACGCCACUCACAUUAUGAUCGCCACCGGCACUGGCGUGGCGCCUUACAGAGGCUACCUCCGACGUAUGUUCAUGGAGAACGUCCCAACAUUCAAGUUCGGAGGGCUAGCUUGGCUCUUCCUCGGAGUGGCCAACAGCGACAGCCUACUCUACGAUGAUGAGUUCUCCAAGUAUCUCAAGGACUAUCCCGACAACUUUAGGUUUGACCGUGCCCUCAGCAGAGAACAGAAGAACAAAAACGGAGGGAAGAUGUAUGUCCAGGACAAAAUCGAGGAGUACAGCGACGAGGUCUUCAAACUCUUGGACAAUGGGGCGCACAUCUACUUCUGUGGGCUGAAAGGGAUGAUGCCGGGGAUACAGGAGACCUUGAAGAAGGUGGCGGAGCAGCGGGGCGAAAGCUGGGAGGAGAAGCUCUCGCAGCUCAAGAAGAACAAGCAAUGGCAUGUUGAAGUCUACUGAGUGCCGAGAAAGGUUUUCCUCGUUUAGAUUAUCCUUCAUUUUUGUGGAAUAUUUGUUGCAUUCUUGAUUGGUAGUCAACAUGUUUAUGGAGAGAGGGGGAAAGAUGAAUCACCUCCAACAUAAUUCAUUAUCUUGAGUGUUUCAAAAUAUGCUGCAUCAUAUUUUAUCUUUUGUUCUUCCAUUUAUGGAAAUGUUCUUAGAUUGUUGUUGAUGAGUGCUGGAAAUAGAAUCGGAUCUGUUGUUAA